Molecule: messenger RNA, 537 nt
Organism: Oikopleura dioica
Lineage: Eukaryota; Metazoa; Chordata; Appendicularia; Copelata; Oikopleuridae
Source: the annotation of a GenBank genome assembly
AUGACUAAGUACCAGUGGGGCGUGCUUGGCGGUGGUCAAAUGGGCUACGCUAUCAUUGCAGGAGCAAUUAAAAGCGGCGUUUUGGAUGGAAAGAGUGUGAUUGUCGGGGAUCCGUUUCGGACGAAGCAAAAGAGAGAAAAAUGGGCGUCUCUUGGUGCAACGUGUUUGACAAAAAAUGAAGAAGUGAUAACACAAGCAAAAUACCUUCUUCUUUCUGUAAAGCCUCAAAUGAUCAAGGAAGUGAAGGAAGUUCUAUCGAGCAUGAAGUCUGAUCAGACUGUCGUGUCAGUAGUCGCUGGAUGCGAUAUUGAAAAGCUCAAGGCUACAUGUGGCCAAGCAAAAGUGGUACGUGUUAUGCUCAACCAAGCGUGCCUUAUUGGACAUGGCGCAGCCGUACUCUGCCCUGAUAAGGAUGUGCCCAAGGUCGAUUUCGAAAUGAUCGAGGAGAUGUUCAAGGCGACAAAUGGAAGUGUAGAUAUUGUCCUGGAGCGAUCGCUGGAUGCUUUUACUGACGGAUUUAGAAUAACAAAAAAUUAA